This is a messenger RNA of Rosa chinensis, 1964 nucleotides long. RefSeq lists its product as uncharacterized. The transcript has 7 exons. Gene Ontology annotation, molecular function: cysteine-type peptidase activity. NCBI's taxonomy places the organism in Eukaryota, Viridiplantae, Streptophyta, Magnoliopsida, Rosales, Rosaceae. Bases 1230 to 1700 code for a protein of 156 amino acids. Gene Ontology annotation, biological process: proteolysis. The record is from RefSeq and is a predicted model, not a curated record.
AGAGGAGGCAAGGGAAAAGAUAAUCGAGGAAGCAAAGGAAAAGCUUGUAGCAGAUGAGCGGGCAUUUUGGGGAACCAAAUUUGCUGAACUUGAAGCCAAGAUAAUUGCCAAAGAAGCUGGGAACUGUGAUACUCCCAAACCACAUGUUUCUAGUCAAGGGAGUUGUUCACACACAAUUGAUGAGACAGGUCAAGAAGAACUGCCAAAAGGUGCAUUGGAAGAAGAAAUGAACCAUGUGGAUGGAAAAGCAAUUCAUGGAGCUUUAGAUAUGAUUGAAAACAAGGUUAUGCAACGUAAAAGGAAGGGUUCAAAGGUGAUGAAGGGAGGCCCUUUGGAUGUUUCUCCAUGCUUGAAGGACCUUAAUCAGUUGAAAAACAUGGUUUAGAAAGAGACUUUGGAAGAAAAUGUGUCACCGAAUGAUAUUCAAGUGCCACAGCAUGUGGAGGGGGCAGAAUAUGUGGAUUUGACAUUGCUUGACUCUUCAAAAAAGUCAUCUGGAGCAGAGAUUAAAUGCAAGUUGGCAUUAGGUUCUGUUGAACAUGUUGUUGCUUAUGCUACUGUUAUGGACUGUGAUGAUAACAAUCAGCUUAUUCAUGGUGCUCCACUUGGGGAUGAUAAUCUGCGUGUUUCUAUCUAUGAGGCGGUUGAGGAGAAAGCAAAGGUCCCAUUUCCGAUUAAAGAUGAAAUUGAAACUGUUAAGCAGGCUAUGGGGAGUUGGGUAGCAUGGCCUAAAGAGCUAAUCAUAAGGUCACUUGUGAAGAAACCUAUCAAGGAUAAUGCUGAGAAGAAAAAGAAAAAGAAAGAGACAGUCAAUGAAGACUCAGAGGUACAAUUUAGCUUGGCGUCAAUGGCACCUACAUUACCAGAAUCAUUGAAGAUGCUAUGUCAGUGGGGUGAAGAAAAAUUCAGAGACGGGCGUACCAUCAGCUUCCACAUUGAACCUGAUGUCUUUUGAUAUUCUCGCAAGACCUUUCUAAUGGGAUCAGAUGUUCGGCGACUUGCAAGCAUGAGGGAAGUUAGUGGAACUUGCAUUGUUGUGUAUCAAAGGUAUCUCUAUGAGCAGUUGAUUGCUUAUAAAAUGGUAGACAUGGUUGCAUUCAUUGACCCUUCUCUAAUUGGUGCAAGUGGGUCUGGGAAUGGAACUGUUAGGGCCCAACACAUUAGAGAUAGGCUUGUAACUGCAAAACCAGGACAAAUGUUCAUGUUGCCAUAUAAUUCGGGGUAAGUCCAUGAAAGUUCUAUUUUUCGUAUAUUGUUUGCAAUCAAUUUGUGCCAUGUUGAACAUAUAUUCUAUUACAAGAUAUAUGACUAUUUUGUAUGCAUGUAGUGAUCAUUGGAUGUUGACAAUUGUUGAUCCGGACCAAGACACUGCCUAUUUUUUGGAUCCUCUGAAAAGACGCUUACCCACUGGAGAUUGGAUGUCUAUAGUGGAAACUGCACUAGGUAUGUAUAAUUCUGAAAGGAAGAGGAAAGGCCGGAAUUCAGUUAUGUGGAAAAAUUUGGCUGGCAUUCCUCCCCAACCUAGCAACAAGGAGUGUGGGUACUUUAUCAUGCGAUACAUGAGGGAUAUUAUUGAGGAUAAAGACCUGUCAUUAUUUCCUGUAAAGUGGGAGAGGAGAGAUAGCAGCCACUAUACCCAAGCAGACAUUGAUCAGAUGCGAAAUGAGUGGGCAAAGUUUGUGGUCAAGGCGUAUGUGUAGGAGAUGAAGGAAAGCAUUUCCCAUGACAUAGGUUGUUGCUGAAGGAAAACAUCAUUUUGGCGUGCUUCUCUGCUGGUACAAUAUCCAUGCACCAUGUCGCAUGUUUUGGAACAAAUAUUAUGUUUUUGUACCAGCUUUUGAUGUCCCAAGUAGAUGGACAUGCAUUUGAGUGCUUUUCUUCUUUUUAUUUUGGAUGGGAUGAUUGGGAAAUGCUCCAUUUUAACAUUUGAGGUUUAUAAUAUGGGUUGGAUUAUUCAUUUGAUA